AUGAAGAUCUCUACCAAAUCGAUUGUAAACAAACUGGUAAGGAAAUCAAAGCUUUCCAAGAAUCAUGCAUCAGAAGUAACUCUGGACACCCUUGCAACCUCAAAGCCUGAGGAAGAUGAUUUUGUUGAAGAAAACACCUAUCACGAAUCAUUUUCAAGCAUUGAAACUGGUAUGCAAUACGAUGUCAUUGUUUCUGACGAUGAUGCGAGUGCCCCCAGCAUUCUCUCCGACGACGAGGUCCGUGGCCUCUUCUGCCUCUGGAACGACGCACUGGCGACUCUCAACCCAGACACAGUCGCAUCAAGGUAUUCCAGCAAACCUUGCCUUCUUCCUACUGUCAGUGAUAUCCCAAGGACCGAUUUCCAUUCCAUCAAGGACUACUUUGUUCAUUUCUUGGAAAAGAAGCCGCACGGAACGAUCCUUGAAAGUUUUGUUACAACUGGUCCAGGUUGGUGCAUGGACAAUGGAAUCUAUGAAUUCAGUCUGCAGGCCACUGGUGACACUGUGAAAGCCCGAUACUCCUUUGUCUACACCAAAGAGGGAGAAGAAUGGAAGAUUUCUCAUCAUCACUCCUCGCAGAUGCCCGAAGAAAUUGUGCCCAAGACGUCCCUAUUAAACAAUAUCGUUGAUGGCAUAAGUGCCCCCAUUCCUUCCGAAGACGAGGUCCGUGGCCUUUUCUGCCUCUGGAACGACGCACUGGCGACUCUCAACCCAGACACAGUCGCAUCAAGGUAUUCCAGCAAACCUUGCCUUCUUCCUACUGUCAGUGAUAUCCCAAGGACCGAUUUCCAUUCCAUCAAGGACUACUUUGUUCAUUUCUUGGAAAAGAAGCCGCACGGAACGAUCCUUGAAAGUUUUGUUACAACUGGUCCAGGUUGGUGCAUGGACAAUGGAAUCUAUGAAUUCAGUCUGCAGGCCACUGGUGACACUGUGAAAGCGCGAUACUCCUUUGUCUACACCAAAGAGGGAGACGAAUGGAAGAUUUCUCAUCAUCACUCCUCGCAGAUGCCCGAAGAGAUUGUGCCCAAGACGUCCCUAUUGAACAAUAUCGUUGAUGACUUGAUGCUUGGUUUGGUGUUUGGUGUAUAA
Cylindrotheca closterium is the source of this 1089-nucleotide messenger RNA. Lineage: Eukaryota; Bacillariophyta; Bacillariophyceae; Bacillariales; Bacillariaceae. The record is from the annotation of a GenBank genome assembly.